AUGGUCUUCGCUUGGCAAAACUACAUCGAGGAGCAAAAGGUACAGUUGGCAACCAUGGAAUUCACUGGGUACGCGGUGGUUUGUUGGGACCAAAUCAAGAAGUCUAGAAGAAGAAAUGGGCUACCUGAGCUCGUUCCAUGGCCCGAGUUUCGAGCCAUGAUGCGCACCCGCUUUGUUCCUGGACAUUAUACUAGGGACUUGUACCACCGAUUACAAAUCUUAGUUCAGGGCAAUCGGAGUGUGGAUAAGUACCAUAAGGAGAUGGAGAUCCUGAUGCUUAGGGCGGAUGUACAAGAGAAUCCCGAAACCAUCAUGGCGAGAUUCUUGAACGGGUUAAGACCUGAUAUUGCUGAACGAGUGGAACUUCAACACUAUAUGGAGUUGCAUGAGCUUGUAGACAAGGUCAUUAAGGUCGAGCAAAGGCUCAAGAGAAGGAGUACUACUCGUUCGAAUUUCGACGCUACCACCUACUCUACCAAUCACCCAUUCCAACCACGGAAUGAUUCUCGGUCUUCGCCAAAUACUCCUAUGCCAAAGUCGAGAUUCGAGAAAAAUAAGGUGGGCAAUUCUAGUGUUGGUAAACCAUCCUCUUCUACUCCAAAAUUUGAGGAGCUUAGGGCACAAACUAGAGCGCGUGAUACUCGAUGUUUCAAAUGCCAAGGUAGAGGCCAUAUUGCUAGUCAAUGUCCCAAUCAAAGGACUAUGAUUAUGAUGCAAAAUGACGAGAUCGUGAGUGAGGAUGAAACUGAGUACGAAAGCAUACCACCACUUGAAGGAGGUAGUGAUGGUGAGUCACCAAAUGAAGAGGAAUUUAGUACACCCGACGGUCAUUUUGGGACCGCCUUGGUUGCAAGGAGGGCAUUAACUGCACGUGUUAAGGAGGGCGAGUUUCAACGGGAGAAUAUCUUCUACACUAGGUGCUUCAUCAACCAAGCACUUUGUAGUGUGAUUAUCGAUAGUGGGAGCUGCACAAAUGUAACUAGUUCACUCAUGGUGGACAACUUGAUGCUGCCUACAAGGAAUCACCCGCGACCCUACAAACUCCAGUGGCUCAACAAUUCUGGGGAGGCUAGUCACAUUAUACUGGUAGGCCGUGGCAGUUUGACAGGCAGCAAGAAAGUAGCUCUGAAUGUGCAUGAAUUUGAUACUAACAUACCUCUUGAGGUUAAGUCUCUUUUGCAGGAAUAUGCUGAUAUCUUUCCCGAGGACGUGCCAAGUGGAUUACCACCACUUAGAGGCAUUGAGCACCAAAUAGACUUCGUCCCUGGAGCUUCGUUGCCAAAUCGGCCAGCUCACAAGAGCAACCCGGAGGAAACUAAGGAGUUGCAAAGAAAAUCUUAUGAUGAACAUCCAGAGCAUUUUAGGACUGUUAUGGAUGUACUUCGACGAGAGAAGCUCUAUGCCAAUCUCAAGAAGUGCAAUUUUUGCACUAAUGAAUUUGUGUUUCUAGGGUUUGUUAUAAGUGCGCAGGGAAUGAAGGUGGAUGACCAAAAGGUGAAAGCUAUCCAAGAGUGGCCAACACCAAGAUCGGUGGGUGAUGUUUGGAGCUUCCAUGGACUUGCGGGUUUCUACAGGAGAUUCGUGAGGGACUUUAGCACCAUUGCUGCGCCCUUAACCGAGUUGAUCAAGAAGAAUGAGAACUUCCAUUGGGGAGAUUCUCAAGAGCAGGCUUUUCGCGCUUUAAAGCACAAACUCACACAUGCACCUGUACUUGCUUUACCUGACUUUUCUAAAAUAUUUGAAAUUGAUUGUGAUGCUUCAAGUAUUGGGGUUGGAGCUGUGUUGAACCAAGGUGGGAGGCCUAUUGCCUACUUUAGUGAGAAACUUAAUGGGGCUGCACUGAACUACUCAACUUAUGAUAAAGAGUUGUAUGCCCUCAUUCAAGCACUACAAGUGUGGCAGCACUACUUAAGGCCUAAGGAAUUCGUGAUACACACUGAUCAUGAGUUCCUUAAAUACCUUAAGGCCCAACACAACUUGAACAAAAAGCAUGCAAGGUGGAUCACUUUCGUGGAGUCCUUUCCAUACGUGAUUAAAUACAAGGCUGGUAAGUCUAAUGUGGUUGCGGAUGCAUUCUCCCGAAGGUACUCUCUACUCACCUCCUUAGAUGCUAAGUUGUUAGGGUUUGAGCUGAUUAAAGAGCUCUAUACCCAGAUAGUGACUUUGCUGAGCUUUACACUUCUUGCAAACACACUGGGCAAGCUUACAAGUGAUAUUCAUAGAGCACAACUUGCAAUGAUUAAGAAAUCAGUUUUGGCAGGUGAGACAUUGAAUUCUAGGGACUCAACUGGACAAGUGGAUGGAUAUCCUAAGAGUCAUUUAGCUAAAGGUCCUACAAGAACCAAGACAAAAGGACGUGAACCUACAUGA
This is a messenger RNA of Coffea arabica (coffee), 2370 nucleotides long. Lineage: Eukaryota; Viridiplantae; Streptophyta; Magnoliopsida; Gentianales; Rubiaceae. The record is from RefSeq and is a predicted model, not a curated record.